GAGUGGGCAAAGAGCACACAGAGAGAGCGGUGUCAGCACAGCAGCGGCUCCGGCAGAGGGAGGAAUCAAGAGGGAUACGCGUAGGACUGUGUGCUACCAUUAGGCUUUCGGGAAUACUUUCAUUUUCCUCUCAGAAGAUAUGAAACGAGUUGUACGGCAGAGCAAAUUCCGUCACGUCUUUGGCCAGACGGCAAAAAAUGACCAAUGCUACGAUGAUAUCCGGGUCUCAAGGGUCACAUGGGACAGCUCCUUCUGUGCAGUCAACCCCAAGUUUGUCGCCUUAAUUAUUGAGGCCAGUGGUGGAGGAGCUUUCCUCGUUCUCCCUCUUCACAAGACGGGACGCAUUGACAAAUCCUACCCCACAGUGUGUGGUCACACAGGCCCGGUGUUGGACAUCGACUGGUGCCCCCACAAUGAUCAUGUCAUCGCCAGCGGCUCGGAGGACUGCACAGUGAUGGUGUGGCAGAUUCCUGAGAAUGGCCUUGUUACUGCAAUGUCUGAGCCAGUGGUGGUACUGGAGGGCCACUCCAAGCGCGUUGGCAUCAUCACAUGGCACCCAACAGCCCGCAACGUCCUUCUUAGUGCAGGUUGUGACAACCAGAUCAUCAUCUGGAACGUGGGCACAGGAGAGGCUAUGAUCAACCUGGAGGACAUGCACCAGGAUGUCAUUUACAACGUGUCCUGGAACCGCAACGGUAGCCUCAUCUGCACCUCCUGCAAGGACAAGGCCAUCCGCGUGAUCGAUCCCCGCAAGGAGAUGAUUGUUGCUGAGAAAGAGAAGGCACACGAGGGCGCUCGACCCAUGAGAGCCAUCUUCCUCUCUAAUGGCAACGUCCUCACCACGGGUUUCAGUCGCAUGAGUGAGAGGCAGCUGGCCCUCUGGAACGUGAAUAAUAUGGAGGAGCCCAUGACUGUUAAUGAGAUGGACAGCAGCAACGGAGUGCUCUUGCCCUUCUAUGACCCAGACACCAGUGUCGUUUACCUCUGUGGGAAGGGUGACAGCAGCAUCCGUUACUUUGAAAUCACAGAUGAGGCUCCAUAUGUUCACUUCCUCAGCACCUUUGCCACCAAGGAGCCCCAGAGGGGAAUGGGCUACAUGCCCAAGAGGGGCCUUGAUGUCAAUAAGUGUGAAAUUGCGAGGUUCUAUAAACUGCAUGAAAGGAAGUGUGAGCCUAUCGUGAUGACCGUACCGAGAAAGUCGGACCUGUUCCAGGACGACUUGUACCCGGACACAUCUGGACCCGACCCUUCCCUGGAGGCUGAGGAUUGGUUUGAUGGGAAGAAUGGAGAACCCAUCCUCAUCUCCCUCAAGAACGGCUACGCCCCGGGCAAGAACCGUGAAUUCAAGGUGGUCAAAAAGAACAUUUUGGACGCCAAGAACACGGAGAACUCAAGCCCUGCCAACAAGUCUGCCUCUCCGACUCCAUUGAUUAAAUCUGAAGCCAAGCUGGAGGAGAUCUUGAAAGAAAUCAAAUCUCUCAAGGACCUGGUCAGCAGUCAGGAGAAGCGAAUCAUCAAACUUGAAGAGCAAAUGUCCAAAAUCGCCAUUUAGGGACCCUUUACCCAACCCGCUACAAUUCAGGACGUUCCAUUGGCUGGGGGGUGGGCGGGAUCAGUCACUGCCUAUCUCAAUGACAGUGUUUCGUCUGAGGCCUGCCUAGCAACGAUCCCUAGCAACAUUCCAGUUGAACUUUUUCUUAGCCAGCCCCCGACCCUCAGUUUAACACAGGUGGAAUAAGGACGUGUGGCAAAUUUAGUACAAAAUACUCUUUUUACUUUUCGGUGACAAAGGACUCUAUUCCUUUUAUUGUGUGGCAGUCUUUUUAUUUUAUUUUGUCUACUUGUAUAAAAAAAGGUCUUACAUAUUCCUUUGCAUUUAAGAAAUAUGACCAAGAGAAUUCCAAUAUCAAUAGUCCGCAUUUGCCAUUGCAUAGCCAAAAUAUUUUUUAAGUAGAUCUCAGUGUUUCAUGUUACUAUGCCCCAAAAUUAUAAUGUUGCCAAAUUUGACAUUUUGUUUACACCUCCUUAUCAGUAUUUCUUUCUCAAAAUGCAAACGGGGACACCCAGUGCUGCCACUGGUUAUGUAAGGACAUCAUCAAUUAUUAUCUAUGAAAUUAAAAUAAUUUGAAUAUAAUGAAUGGUUAUGCUAGGAAGAUCUUAAACUCUGUAAUGAGGCGUAAACAGGACCCAUUUAGCUGCCACAGUCUCCACCCAGACAUUACAUAAAUGAUAAUUCUUGCUGUCCGUGUUAAAGCUGCACAAAUUAACUCCUUCUUUUUGCCUUUUCUUCUCAUUCCUGUCGCUUCCCUUCAUUCUGACUGUGGACAAUAGUCCACGUAAACAAGCAUUCCUCUCCGUCUUGCUUCAUUAACAACAUUCACUGUGUGCUUAUUGGAGAAAGUGACAAACACAUUCCACAAAUCUCAUUGGCAGGUUUUGGUGUCGGGGGGGAAAAGAUAUUUCUAUCAUGUUUUUCUCUCUGUUAACACUCUGCUGUAGUGACAAGUUCACACUGGUUGGAUGUUAUUGUGACAUUUAUGUCCUGCCCAUGAAAAACACCGACUUUGUGGAUUUCAGACCUUAGCUCUGCUUCGUUUCUGUCAGAGGUUCAGUCACCGACCUCAGUGUUUAGUCAAGUGUCGUGGGAUUAUUUUCUGUCACUGUUCCUUUGUAUUAAAUGCCAUCUCAGAUCUGUAUCUUUUGUACAAACAAAAACAGGAAUUGACAUGAAAUGACACAUCAAUCACAUGACUUGACUAUUUAAAACCUUCUGGUGAUAAAACUGGAGAUUGCUACAGAAACUGUUCAUGAUGGACCUUAAAGGCCUAGAUUGUGUGUGAAUAUGUGCCUCAUGUCUUUGGUCUUUUGGGUACCUGUCACUGUGGAUGUUCCUGCUUUGUUUCUUGUUGGGGGAGGGCGGGGAGGGUUAUGAAAUGGACUCACGGUAGAAUGUCCAAGACUUGCCUCUGACCUGGAUGAAUUGAAUAGUUGGGUAUUGCUUCACUGUUAAUUUUAGCCUGUUUCUUGUUCCAGCUGUGCUUAUAUCCCUCUUAGCACUUCCACUUUUUUUUUUUUUUUUUUUUUUAAUGGUUUAUUUCUCAGAAGCUCCCGUUCAGUAUAGUUAUCACAAAAUCAAGCAACUAUUGAAUUGUCCAGUCUGAGCUGUUUUGACCAGACAGCUGUGAUGAAAGCUCCUCUUGAUGUUUUAGAUUUGUUUCCCAGUGAAGAGCUGACACGGGUAAAAGGUUCAGUCUGUUGUUUGCCUUCAAUAUUUGUUACCACUGUAAAGACCUGAAAGUGCCAUAGAGAUGACCAUGGAAGUGUUUGUAGGAGACUGUUGUGAGAGUAGGUUUGUGUAGUAAAUGGAAGAGUUGAUAGGUGCCCAGAUCCAAAACCACUUUGAGGUGCUAUUGUAAAAAAAAAAACACUAUGUUCAAAGGACCCUGUUGUGGAUGACAUCACCAAGUCCUGCCAAUCCAUCCCACUAUGCACCAGGCAACAUUACUGGUCGAGGUUUGUUAGUAAGCAAUGUGACCCUGACAUUCUGACACUUUGCACCUCGGUACGGGUAUUUAAAACAUCUUAUAAAAUGAUGUCAAACCGAGAAGCCGUCAGCAGCCUUUUGAGUCAUCGUGGCUUUGAGAUGCAAUUUGAGCAGCGAGUCGUAGAAUAUUAGCAACAGGAAAUAACAGGAGGGCUUAUAGAAAUGUGUGUCUGACACAGAAUAUACUGCUCUCUCUGCCACUCUAUGGGUUCUUUAUAGCACUGUUGGCACGAGAGGGAAGUUUUGCGGAGGAGUAGUGAGUAGCGACCCAAAGGGACUCUGUAGGUUGGAGAAAUGUGCAGUUGAAAGAUAGAUGUGUGUUUGUUAUUUAGGUCUAGAAAACCGAGUGAAAGCUGUGUAAAUAACAUGACCAUACUUUUUUUUUUUUUUUUUUUUUCAUCUUUGUUAUGUGGCUGUGCUGAAGAGGGAAUUUGUGUGGGAGGUGUAUUUUUAAAUGUUUCUUUGUCUGUGUUCCCUGCACCUUGCCAUAAUGCAUCAUGAGUAAAGCAGAGCCUCUGUUAAUGUCGGAGGUCGUACAAAUAUCAAGAAAGAAAAUCAGACCAAAAUGAACCAGGAUGACGCCUCAUGUUGGAGGUCUGCUCAGCAUUUUUGUUCAUUAUUCUUGCUUCAAGCAUCAAACAUUGAUUAUAAGAAAAAAAUAAUAAAGACUUUUUAAAAUGGC
This is a messenger RNA of Anoplopoma fimbria (sablefish), 4226 nucleotides long. It is a transcript of the gene coro1ca, whose product is annotated as coronin, actin binding protein, 1Ca. The record is from RefSeq and is a predicted model, not a curated record. Gene Ontology annotation, biological process: neural crest cell migration; actin filament organization. The coding region runs from base 140 to 1552 and encodes 470 amino acids. The transcript is spliced from 11 exons. Gene Ontology annotation, molecular function: actin filament binding. NCBI's taxonomy places the organism in Eukaryota, Metazoa, Chordata, Actinopteri, Perciformes, Anoplopomatidae.